AGUACGCCGUAUUCAGGCAUUAUUAAAUGAAACGGUGCGUUUUACUUGUACAAAACUAACUAUCCCAUUGGAUCACAUUCAAAAAAUACCAAACGAAAAACAAUAUUGCUCCAUCAAUGGAGCUCAACCUCUGCCUCACCAAAUUCUCUCUCCUCAAUUACCGCCAUGACCGCCAUAAUCGCCGUAAAAACUUUUUUUGCAAGCUUUCUCUCUCCUCAACCCCCUCAGACAAUCUCAAACUCUCCGAACAACUCCAAAACGAAACCCUUGAAAUUCUUGAAUGGAAUCGUCUUUGCAACCAACUAUCCCCCUUCAUUUCCACUACUAUGGGCCGGAAUUUGGUUCAAAAUUGUUCUAUUCCUAUGGGAAGGACAUUGGAGGAGAGUCGAACACUUUUAGCUCAAACUACUGCGGCUUUGAGUUUGGGCUUCCCUAGUCCAUUAGAUUUCUCCGGAAUUGAGGAUGUUUCUGGAAUUGUGAAAUUGGCGGAUUCUGGUAAUGUUUUGUCCAUUGGUGAGCUCUGUUUGGUUAGGAGAAGUUUGCGGUCGGCUAGACGGUUGUUUGAGCAGUUGAUAGAGUUUUCUGAUGAUGACGUUCGAAGGAGCUAUCCUUUGCUUGAAAUUCUUAAGGAUUGCAACUUUCUGGUUGAAUUGGAGCAGAAGAUAGAGUUUUGCGUGGAUUGUAGACUUUCAAUAGUAUUGGAUAGAGCUAGUGAUGAUUUGAAGUUUAUUAGGUUGGAAAGGAAAAAGAACAUGGAUGCUUUAGAUUCUCUUUUAAGGAGUGUUUCACAACAAGUAUUUCAGGCUGGGGGAAUCGAUCAAGCUGUUGUCACAAGUCGUAGAUCAAGGAUGUGUGUCGGUAUCAAAGCCUCUCAUAAACCUUUGCUUCCAGGUGGAGUUGUUUUAGAUGUUAGUAGUUCUGGAGCAACACUUUUCAUGGAACCUAAAGAGGCAGUGGACUUGAAUAACAUGGAAGUCUGGCUUGCAAAUUUGGAGAAGGAUGAGGAACGCACCAUAUUAAGCAUGCUUGCUUCUGAACUGGGAAAAUCAGUAGCAUAUGUGAUAGAUUUGUUGGAUAGAAUCAAAGAAGUUGAUUUAGCAGUUGCAAGAGCUGGUUAUGCUAAUUGUUUGCAUGCUGUCUGUCCUGCUUUACACUCAAUUACUGAUGUUGAUGAAUUAUUAGUAGAUAUUGAAGGAAUACAUCAUCCUUUGCUUCUUGAACCAUGUUUGGGUAACUUUAAAGAUGUAACGGGACUUGAUUCAGGAAAAAAUAUGAAUUUCAAUGGGGAAGCUGGUGUAAUGUCUAUCAAAGAGCUGCCUGAUGAAGUGCACAAGUUUCCUGUUCCAAUAGACAUUAAAAUUGGAUGCGGAACUAGUGUGGUGAUCAUUUCAGGACCAAAUGCAGGUGGAAAAACUGCUUCUAUGAAAACUCUCGGACUCGUGUCCUUGAUGUCAAAAGCUGGUCUGUAUUUGCCAGCCAAAAACGCUCCUAAGCUCCCCUGGUUUGAUUUUGUUUUCGCAGAUAUAGGAGACACCCAGUCCUUGGAACAGAGUCUCUCUACUUUUAGUGGUCACAUUUUGCGGAUUGGAAAGAUCUUGGAGGUGGCUUCAAGAACUUCACUUGUCCUGAUUGAUGAAAUUGGGAGUGGGACUGAUCCUUCUGAAGGAGUAGCACUUUCCGCUAGCAUCUUACAGUAUCUUAAAGAUAGAGUGCGUUUAGCUGUUGUGACUACCCAUUAUGCUGAUUUGAGCCGGUUAAAAGACAAAGAUGAUCGAUUUGAGAAUGCAGCUAUGGAGUUUUCCCUGGAUACUCUACAGCCUACCUUUCAGGUCUUAUGGGGAUCUUCUGGUGAAUCAAAUGCCUUGAAAAUUGCUAGGAGGAUUGGCUUUGAUGAUAAGAUUAUAGAUCGUGCAGAAAGCUGGCUUGAGAGGUUGAUGCCAGAAAAGCAGGCACAGAGAAAAGGUCAAUUAUAUCAAUCUUUGUCAGAGGAGAGAAACAGGAUGGGUGAACGGGCUCGACGAGCUGCAUCUCUUCAUUCAGAUAUAAUGGAUCUUUAUCAUGAGAUUGAAGAUGAAACACGUGAUCUUAAUUAUCGCGAGAAGGCUCUGAUUGCAAAGGAGACUCAACAAGUUGAAGAAGAACUUGAGCUCGUGAAAUCUAAAUUAGAAACUGUAGUCCAAGAGUUCGAGCAUCAAUUACGUUUUUCAGAUGUUGGUCAGUAUGGGUCUCUUGUUAAGAAGGCCGAAUUGACCAUUGGAUCUGUGGUUGAAAGUUACCGCCUUCUCUCAGAUAGUGUCUCUGAAGAUAUAGUUCUGCAUACACCUCAACCUGGUGAGCAGGUCCACGUAAAGCGUUUAGGAGGCAAGCUAGCUACUGUAGUUGAGGUGUCUGAAGAUGAUGAAACUGUUCUCAUACAAUAUGGAAAAGUUAGGUUUCGCGUGGAUAAAAGUGGUAUCCAACCUAUGGAAGGAAGCACAGCUGGCUCACGCUCACAGGUGAAAAAGCUGGCUCAUUUAUCUGGAAAUUUGAAUCCGUUAAGUGGAAAGGACAAGGAACUAGCUUAUGGACCAGUUGUACAGACUUCAAAGAAUACUCUUGAUCUACGAGGUAUGAGGGUGGAGGAAGCUUCUAAUGCUCUCAGUAUGGCUAUAGCAGCUAGGGAACCUCUCUCUGUCCUCUUUAUCAUACAUGGUAUGGGCACUGGAAUUCUAAAGGAAUGUGUAAUUGAGAUGCUGAAGAAACAUCCACGUAUUGAGAAGUUUGAACAAGAAAGUCCGAUGAACUAUGGCUGUACAGUUGCAUUUAUCAAAAGUAAAGUUGCGUACGUCCAAGCCUCUUAAGUAUUACUUGCCUCGAAGAAAUACUUGAUGGCAUUGGGGUAAAGUAACGUAUUGAGCCGUUUAUAUCAGAAAAUUUGGCAAUUCCUCUAGUCUUGGAUAUUAUUUUUCUUGGAUAAUGAUUGCAGCUUAUGAGAAGAAGGCUGAAAAAGCUCCAAACCUUUUGUUUUGGGUUCUGUUGACGUAAAGCACUCCUAGAAUAUUGCAGAAGCCGCUCAAUCAUCAUCAUUUGAUCAACAUUCACUACCUUCAAUGGAACUUUGAUGAAUUUGCCAAGAAUUUUCAGUCAGUCCUGGCGUGUGAAUGAGAAGAUACCUUCGUCAUCCGCCUCCAAAACCUCCACCCCGGACUUCUUCUCCAUAAAUUUCAUUCCUUGUGUUCUACACUCUUUCAACCACCUAUGUUGAUCGCUCAUCCUUCAGCACAACUGUUGGAAAUCAUAUGCCUCUCAGCUCUCCACGUCAGCUAUCCGUGUGCUCAAGCAAACAAUCCAUGUGCAUCAAUACGAAACACAAAAGUUAGUUAGGCUCUUGUAACCUACUUCUGUUGCUUGUAACAGAAAGUUGUUAGAUAUUGCUGUGUAUCUUAGUUCUUCUUUAGCUUCUGGAUGUUCUUGUAUAUAUACCCUCAUACAUGUAUUUGUUUCUUUCACCAAUUCUAUCAAUAAAAGAUUGCAUGAUUAAAGAUUGAAUUCAACAACCUUUGCUUUCUAAACCUCCUCCAUAAUCACCACUCCACAAGGAUCACAAACUUCUCCUCCAUAGCCUCCACUGCCCCAACCUUCACCCUCUUCACAACCUCCACCACCUCAACCUUCACCUCCUCCACUGCCAUUACUACCCCAACCUUUGCCAUUACUACCCCUACCUUCUCCCCUCCAUUGCUUCCACUACCCCAACACUGUUUCUGAUCUUGUUUUCUUCAGAGAUCUUUAUCAUUUGACUUGUCAGUUUAGUUCUCAGCAAAUAAUCUGGCAGCAGCGCAAUGAGACCGAGAUGAGGCAAGUGAUAACAUUAAUUAAGUAAGAUAAGCCCGUUUUGAUGGUGCAGCUUUCGGUUUAUUUUUUUAUGGACUUUUUAAGUCCUUAUAUAGUUGUAGGCGAGUUUAGAUUUUAAGCAUAGAUAAUGGUGUAUGGCCAUGUAUUCUUUCAGUUUCUUCUUAAAAAUAUUGAUUCAUGCUGUUUGGCUGCUUGCAUGGAGUUAGGAAAGCAUCCAGUUAUUUCUGUGCAAAUACCUAACUGCAGAACUGUAAAAUAAUCAUUCCCCUGGCAUGGUAUUUGUGUGCAAGCUAGGUACAUUUUUAGAUGGGAUACGAAAAUUUACGUUUGGUACUAUAUUCUAUAACUCACCAAAUGAGGGUAGAUAAUCACUUUUGGAUUUUUGUUGAGUGCUUAUACUUCAUAAUUCUGCUGUAUCCUUUUAUCAUCUUGAUCAUUAGAAUUUACAAUGUUUUAUUUAGUAUAGUAUACAUGAUAACAUUUAGUACAUUAAAUUGAUACUUUUCUACAUACUUGAUACUACAACCUUAAAAUUCCAAAUUUAUUCACUUGAUUCAUUGCUUAUCCCAGAUAUUUAUUACAGUCAUUAGUGAUGUUCUGCAUUUGUGGACGACCACUGAAAUCGAUCUAUUGGUUCAUGUAGCAAACCCUAAUAUUUGGGAUCAAGACUUUGGCAUUGUCGAGUGUUCUGCAUAUGUGCUGUGAGGAUACAUACUAUGCCCCAUUUGGUUACUUCCUGCUACAACAAAAGAUGGGAUAUGAAAAUCUGUACCACUUCCUGUAUUCAUCCCUCCUGCAAAAUUGCACUGUUUUCCACCUUCACAUUUUAUCGGCAAGCAUACUACCGGCCCUGCUUUACUGCGACUGUCGCACUCAGCCUUCGGACAGUCACAAUUACAGUUGCAGCUACAUGGUGCACCUUUGACAUGCUCUUUUUAAGGUUCAGGUUUUGGCACAGGGAAAGUCCAUGGCCCGGGCCAUACCGGUUUCGAUGCAUCUGCAACAGGAGUUGUGGGUUGGUUUUGUUGGAGCUGUGCUGUGGAAUGAUGCCUACACUGGCAGCUUAGCACAAGGAGAAUACUGAUUCUCAGUAGAGGAAAUAUGGUCCAUGAUCCCCAGUUUAUGUAUCUUGCCAUUGUAUUAACUAAUUUUAUUUGUGUGUUUAUAUAGAUAGUUUACGUAGGAGAUAAAUUUGGAGAUUAAAUUGAUUCUUUGUAUGAGUUUGCAACUAAUUAUAGCAAAUGAGCUUCUUUACUAGCUGCAUUCUUUUGCUUUCAACUUCCUUCUUUUUCUUUGUAAACUCUUUUUUGUAGUUCUUUACAAUGCCAAUGUGGGUUCUAAGGAAAAAAAGACUUCCCAAGUACGAGAAGACUUCAUUUAUUGCAUAUGAACAUUUUUUAUAUGAUUAAUAUUUAUCUACGACUUAGCACAUCAUCACAUGUU
This is a messenger RNA of Amaranthus tricolor (Joseph's coat), 5277 nucleotides long. RefSeq lists its product as uncharacterized. The record is from RefSeq and is a predicted model, not a curated record. NCBI's taxonomy places the organism in Eukaryota, Viridiplantae, Streptophyta, Magnoliopsida, Caryophyllales, Amaranthaceae. Gene Ontology annotation, molecular function: endonuclease activity; ATP hydrolysis activity; ATP-dependent DNA damage sensor activity. The transcript is spliced from 7 exons. Gene Ontology annotation, biological process: mismatch repair; negative regulation of DNA recombination. Bases 117 to 2840 code for a protein of 907 amino acids.